Onychostoma macrolepis is the source of this 1359-nucleotide messenger RNA. RefSeq names its product peroxisomal biogenesis factor 11 gamma (gene pex11g). Gene Ontology annotation, biological process: peroxisome fission. Gene Ontology annotation, cellular component: peroxisomal membrane. The coding region runs from base 215 to 940 and encodes 241 amino acids. NCBI's taxonomy places the organism in Eukaryota, Metazoa, Chordata, Actinopteri, Cypriniformes, Cyprinidae. The transcript has 5 exons. The record is from RefSeq and is a predicted model, not a curated record.
UUUGGUCUGCCGUGAACAUGAAUAGUUUCCUGUACGAAGUCCACUUAGCUAACGCAAGACUGCUGUCAAAAAGAUGAAUUUAAACUAGUUUAGAAAAUACGUUUACGUUCUGCAAACUUAUUAAUGGAUGCACUACGUCACAUCUUUCGUCUGGGAAAUUUGCAAAAGAGAAGCCUCUUCUUAGGGUUGAGUGUCUGCAGAUGAGACUAAAAUCAUGCAGAAUUCAGUCGAGUCCUUCAUAAACGCCUUAGAGUCAUACAGAGGUAGAGAUAAAGUGAUAAGGACCCUCUGCUAUGGGUCUCAGCUGGUGGGUGGAGUUCUAGCUGGAAAGAACUCUCAGUCUUCAUUGGGGAAGAGUCUGCUGCUGUUCUCCGCUCAGUUGAGUCAAUGCAGAACCACUCUCCGGCUCUUUGACGACCUGUCCAUGCUGGCGUACUCCACCGGCUAUGGGUUAGGAGCCUCGGAGGAGGAUGCUUUGGUGCGCUGGAUGUCAGUUCUGAAUAAUGUAGCGGAUCAAUUAUAUUACCCUUGUGAGCACAUCGCCUGGGCGGCAGAUGCAGAGCUCAUCAAAACCAAAUCUGACAAGUGGUGGGUGCUGAGCACAGGCCUCUGGGGCAUAUCACUUAUCCUCAACAUACUCAGAUCCAUUAGGUCCAUCCUGAUUCUGAAGAGAAAAGCGCAGAAGCGUCAAAGGUCAGGUUCAGCUGAGAGCAGGGAGGAAGUGUUUUCUCAGGAAGCUGCGCUCCGGAGGCAGAUCCAAGGGGAAGUGUUCAGUAUCCUGAGCAGUUUGGCAGAUCUCGGCAAUGCCAUUCAUUGGAUGCCGCCUGGAUUUCUGUGGGCUGGACGGUUUCCUCCAUGGCUGGUGGGACUGAUGGGAACGACCUCCUCACUGAUAGGCCUUCUACAGAUGAGCUCUGGUGAUCAAGGAGCAUGUUCCUAGACUAGAGCAUCAUUGGAUGGCUUUACUCUUACAAAACAGUGGCUUUGUUGAUUUCAUGUCUGUAAUAAGUAUUAUGCAAUAAUUAAUUAUGAUGUUUAAUAAUGUGCAAUUUAUACAGGCUAACUGAUAAAUAUGUAUUUAGGAAUUUGGUCAAAUUCCACACUGGUGAAUAAUUAAAAAAUAAAUUAAUAUAAUUGUAUAUAUAUUUCCUGUAGCUCAAAUAGUAGAGCAUGGGUCCGAUUCCCAAGAAAGCAAGAGCUGAUAAAAAGUGAAAAAUGUAACUUGAAUGCAAUGCAAGUCGCUUUGGGUAAAAGCGUCUGCUAAAUGCAUAAAAAAUGUAAAUAUAGAUGAAUGGAUUUGUGAAAAUGUAACAUACUGUUUCACGCGUAAUUGCAAAAUAAAGUUUUUUUUUUCUAUGA